Candidula unifasciata is the source of this 1422-nucleotide messenger RNA. The record is from the annotation of a GenBank genome assembly. Lineage: Eukaryota; Metazoa; Mollusca; Gastropoda; Stylommatophora; Geomitridae.
AUGGCAUCAAUCAAGUACACCAGGUUGCCAACCGCAGAUGACAGUGAUGACAGUGAUAGCAAGAGAAUGACAUUCGACUACUCAUCUGCAUUUACUUAUGAAGACAAGAGCCAUUUUGGAUCAAAAUACAAAUCAGCUUUUACAUACGGAAAUGAGGUUUCCAAGCUGAAGACAUCUGAUAUCACUUCGCCUUCACAGCUUGACAGACUUGCCAAGUUCUUUGUCCUGUUUGGCUACCUUGUAAUCUACAUCUUCACCUUCCCUGUGAUGGUGUGGUUCAGUUUUAAGAAAAUCCCCCAUGAUGAAAGACUGGUGAUAUUCAGGCUGGGUCAUCUGCAUAGAAUGAAGGGGCCAGGAUUCGUGUUUUUGUUUCCUGUUUUGGACCGCUGCCAUACAAUUGAUGUUCGCCUAAAAGCUUUCAGUGUGCCACCCAAACAGGUCAUAACAGAAGAUGGUGCUAUUAUUGAAGUGGGAGCUGAGAUUUAUUUCCAGAUUGUAGACGCUGAAAAGUCAGUGAUCAGUGUACAGAACUUGGAUCAGUCCACCCGAAUCCUGGUGCAGACAUCUCUUUGCAACAUCCUGGCCAAAAAAACACUGGCCGACAUAGAAGCUGAAAGGCGUCUUAUUGCUGAUACCCUCUUGGCACACAGCAACAAGGCCAGCAUGGACUGGGGUGUGGAGAUAUCAAGAGUCGAGUUGUCUCAGAUUAAAAUACUCAGCAAUCCGCCUGAGAAGAAACCUCCCAUGUUUGUGAAACCACCAGGAUUGUUUGGAUUGGAUGCCGGGGGCAUGCCUGAAGCCUUUGCACAGCUAGCUGCGGCCUUAGCAACACCUCAAGGUCCAGGACAAACACAAGCUAUCACGCAGGCGAUGCACUCCAUGGUGGCAGGUUUUGUCCCAGACAUGAACAGCUCCCCCAGCCUGACCUCAGAAACAAAUGACCUGGCUGCGUUUUUAAGAUCAAGUGAUCAUGACAACAUAAAGCAUAAUCUCCAUGAUGGUUGGCCAGGAACAGCCUCCAUGGCACCGUCGUUGCCACCGGCGAUGCCGUUGGCUUCGUCAACACAGACGCCACCUAUCCUCAGACCAGAAGAUGUGUUGGCUCAAAUAAGGAUGUGUUUGUGUGAAAGCAUGGUGGAGAAAGUUCAGGGGACAUAUCAGUUUGAGAUUUCUGGAGCAGGAGCUGGUAUUUAUUAUUUGGAUUUAAAGCAUGGUCGGGGAACCCUGGGCGAAGGUCCAGAUCCAAGUGGUGACCCUGAAGCAACCUUGAGCUUGACCUUUGAUGACCUUCAGGCCAUGUUGCUCGGUGAGCUGAAGCCGUUCCAGGCCUACAUGAGUGGAAGACUGAGAGUGUCUGGGGACACAGCAGCGGCCCUCAGACUUGAAGAGUUGGGCAACAGACUGAAGUCCUUGACUGUGUGA